Dicentrarchus labrax (European seabass) is the source of this 8621-nucleotide messenger RNA. RefSeq names its product discs, large (Drosophila) homolog-associated protein 4b (gene dlgap4b). The coding region runs from base 716 to 4345 and encodes 1209 amino acids. The record is from RefSeq and is a predicted model, not a curated record. The transcript has 16 exons. Gene Ontology annotation, cellular component: glutamatergic synapse; postsynaptic specialization. Gene Ontology annotation, molecular function: molecular adaptor activity. Lineage: Eukaryota; Metazoa; Chordata; Actinopteri; Moronidae. Gene Ontology annotation, biological process: signaling.
UGGUUGCAGCAGUAUCUCAGUAACCGGCUCCGCUGACAGACAGAGGCAGUCCUCCUUUCUACCUACCUGCCUAGCUAUCUGUCUGCCUCGCCGUCGAUCUGUCUGUCUGUCUGUCUGUCGCCUCCAAACGUUAAGGUGAAUAUAAAGCUCGGUAAUGGAGACCGCUGUGGACCGGGGCUCUUGCUUUUCUCCCCGCCGGAGACACACAAACUCACCGGACGUAUAAGGCGACAGAUACCGCCGUUUAUCACAGCGACGCUAGCCUGUGUUUUCUUCUUCUUUUCUAUCAACACAUCUUUAAAAAAAAAAAAAAAGAACAGAUGCCCUGCUCGGGAAGUUACGGACAAAACACGGAUAAAUCCUCCAAGUCGUCUUCUCCAAUUUCCAAGAGGCGCUCUCACCGGAAGCUCCCGCAGGCACAGAUUCGCUGAUCCUAUCUUUAUUUAAAACCAAGGAUUUGGAAAGAGGUUGUGCUCCCCCUCCCCUGAAAUCAAAGCAGUGUAGUGGAGAUGUAGCUGACAUGAGGAUUUCUUCUUCUGUCAGCCUGCUCUUCCCUGACCUCAACAAGAAACUCUUCAGCCCCGCCAAUAAGGAACCCUCCUCCUACUCAGAUCGAGGCUUCUGAGAAAUGAGCUGCCAAUGAAUCACCUUCAAGGUCAUCAGUCAUCUCUACUUGGCCUGGGGGUCUUCUAGAGGGUUGGACCUCCUCGCCACCAUGAAAGGGUUGGGGACCAACCGUAACAGACACCUGUCUGACUCCUGUGAUCCUUCCGUAGGCCAUCCAGACACCCUCUACUCUCACAGGACCAGCACCCUGCCACGCAGCCCUUAUCUACUGAGCCCCACUAUGGACCAUUAUGGCACCAUGGACCCCAACCUCUAUCAAUCAGCCAACCCAGGCUCCCUCCCACCAGACUGCAUGCUCCCCCUCAACAACCAGCUGUCCAACAGCAGCACAUUCCCCAGGAUUCACUACAACUCCUACGACCAGUCUGACUUCUCCCCACCAGGGGACAGCAUCGGGGGGAUAAGCACAGGGACCAUGGGCACAUCCAUGUCUAUGGGUAUGGGAACGGGCAUGGGCAUGGGCAUGGGCAUGGCAGGGCUGAGUGGACGAACACCUAUGAUUACAAGUGGCUCAGCAACUAUAUCGCAUCACAUGACCAAGAACCAGGCACCACCAAGUCUUCUGGAGUUCGAUAAGCAGCUACCUGGAGGCCGUGACGGGUUCAGCACGUUGCAGUUUCAUCGAACGUCUGCUGUUGCUGCCGCCAAGCAGCGCACAGACAGUCCUGGUCGCAUCCGUUACAUGCUACACUCAGUGCAGAAGCUCUUUGCAAAGUCCCAGUCACUGGAGAGCCAACACAUGAAGGGAAAUGUCAAUGGACGCUCCACUGGCAGUGGUGGAGGCUCAUCUGGCACAGAUGACGGGGGGAAGCAGAAUCGCAGAUCUAAAAGUAAAGAUCGGGGUACAAAAUCAGAAGCCACUGCCAAGCGACGACCACGCUCCAACAUGUCAGGCUAUUGGAGCUCAGACGAUUUGGACAGCAGCGAUUUGAGCAGCUACCAUAACACCAUGGCCAUGAUGACUCUGGGGCGACCAACUGGCCACGACAGCCAGGGGGGCCAGAGCAGAUACAUCCACAGUGGCUACAACACUAUCAGCUCCUCCAAAAGCAGCAAUGACAUGAAGUAUCAGGCGCUUCCUGUGCCUGGGGAUGGAGGAGGUGGUGGACUAGGUGGAACAGGAAGAAUGGUAAUAAAUGAUAAUGACUAUAUGAAAGGAGGGUCCUGGUCCACACUGACCAUGGGCCAGCCGAGACAAGUAAUCCAGAAGGGCUCAGCUACUCUGGACAGGUCCAUGCUCAAGUCCAAAUCCUGCCAACAGGAACUAACCUGCAACUACCUGCAGGUUGGACGAAGGGGUGAUUGGAGCAGCACAUUAGGGCGCAGCGGGGGUGCCAAUGAAAUCCCAUGUCGGCGGAUGCGCAGUGGUAGCUAUGUGAAGGCCAUGGGAGACAUGGAAGACAGCGACGACUCAGAGGGAAGCCCCAAACCCUCGCCAAAAACUGCAGCUCGCCGCCAGAGCUACCUCAGGGCUACACAGCAGUCUCUGAGCGACCAGCUACCCCCACGCAACCUGAUUGGCGUGAGCAGCAGAACCCUGGAUUACACCUUGUUGCAGGGGGAGCUGGAUGCCCUGUGGUCUCCACUCCACAGUGUGUCCUCUCUGCACCAGCUGGGCAGGUCAAUGAGCAGCUGUCUUCCAUCUCUCCGAGAGCUCUCCAAUAAUCGCAGCCUGGACAACCUAGACUGCAUUGGGGGUACAGGCUCGUCUUUGCCAAACUGGGAUGAUGAUGACUUCAGCCAGGCCUGCAGCACCUUGGGCAGACGUAGCUGCAUCGCACAGCUACGGGACCUGGAAAUGAGUCAUCAUUAUGAGGACCGCAGCUCCGAGUCCACAUUCAGAGAUUCCCGUUCCCACUCUCAGGACAACUCAGAGCCUCCAGACUUGCCCAUGCCAACAUGCUUCCGAUCACGCAGCCACAGCUACCUUAGAGCCAUCCAGGCUGGCUGUUCCCAAGAUGACGACACAGCAUCCAUAGACUCGGGCUGCUCACCGCCUCUGACUGACGCCACUGUUCGCACCUACAGCACCAGCACCGACGACCUUCCUACACAGUGGAAGACAUGGAAAGAACAGUUUGGCUCUUACCUGAUAGCCACUGGCUUGGACAAAGCCCCAAAGGAGAAACAGCUUGCAAUUUUUCUACAGCGUUUGGGGACAGACAGACCACGCAUCCUACCCACACACACAGUCUCUACAUGUAUAACCACCUGUAAGAAGGCUGCUCCUCCGCCAGUACCACCCCGUACAACCUCCAAGCCCUACAUAUCUGUGACAGUACAGAGCAGCACAGAGUCAGCCCAGGACAACUACCUGGACCAGCAGGACCGGAGGUCAGAGGUCAACAGCCAGUCAAGCCACGCUCAUAGCAACUCAUCAGACAGCCUCGACAGCACCCGUGCCAACAGCCUGGCCCGGGGUAUUCCCCGCCCUCCACACAUCAUUCCCACUCCCAUCGCCACCCCAAGAGAGCCAAUUGCCCCCACCACCUCCAAUGCAUCCACUGAGACAAGUGACUCAGUUGUCCAGCAUGAAUCCCUGAAAUCAGCAUUACAUAAAGGGAAUCUAGUGGCAGAGGAGCCCCUAGUGGCACCAUUACCGAGGCGGAAACUGUCCUCCAUUGGCAUACAGGUUGACUGUAUUCAGGAAGUUCCACGAGAGGAGACCCCGCCAUUGGCCAAAUUUCAGUCAAUCGGAGUACAGGUGGAGGACGGGUGGCAACACAGUCGCUCCAGUAGCAUGGCCUCAAAACAAGAAACAGACUCAGACACACAGGACCUCCCUUUCAUCUCCCAUAUCAAUAAUGUCAAACACUCUUCUGAGAAGAAAGUCAUGGUCAAUAGUGCCAGCCAAUCCAUGAGUUCCCCUCCUGGACAGGACUCUUUAGACAAUGGAGACACUACUGGAGACAUCUCUUCACCUCCGCCACCCAGGCAGAUCCUCAACCGCUCCACCACACGAAGUAGCUCUUCUUCCUUCUCAGAAAGUCUGGACCCAGCGCUGGACCCCUCGUCUUUACCACCUCCAGACCCUUGGCUGGAGAGUGGGAAUGGGAGUAACAACAGUGUUCCCCAGAGCGGAGGAGGCGGGACGCUGUGUCGGAGAGAUGGCCACUGGUUCAUGAAGCUGCUGCAGGCUGAAACAGGACGCAUGGAAGGCUGGUGCCAGCAGAUGGAGCAGGAGACCAAAGACAACCAGCUCUCAGAGGAGGUGCUUGGGAAGGUUCGCAGUGCAGUAGGAAGUGCCCAGCUCCUAAUAUCCCAGAAGUUCCAGCAGUUCAGGGGACUGUGUGAACAGAACUUGAAUGUGAAUGCCAACCCGCGGCCCACGGCCCAGGACCUGGCUGGUUUCUGGGACCUACUGCAGCUCUCCAUCGAGGACAUCAGCCUCAAGUUCGAUGAGCUCUACCAUCUCAAGUCCAAUGACUGGCAGCCCGUGCCAUCUGCGGCUGCCCAGUCGCCCCCUGAGCGGAAGGACGAAGAGAAGGUAACCCCUCCAACAUCAAAGAAGCCUGGUAAGGGACGACCAUUGCUGGGCCGUGAGAAGAGUGCUGACUCCUCGUCCACCUCUUCUUCGGCCUCGGCUGAGAAGCAGAGACAAGAGGCUCGCAAACGUCUGCUGGCUGCUAAAAAGGCCGCCUCGUUUCGCCAGAACUCCGCCACAGAGAGUGCAGACAGCAUUGAAAUCUAUGUCCCCGAGGCCCAGACUCGCCUCUGAGAAAGACAGUGAGAGGGAAUGAUAUAGGGCCGGAUCAAAGGACAGAUAAGUGUCGCUGAAAUACAUGGAAGAAGGAGAGAGAGACUUUUGCAAUGCAAAUGAGCUACUCUUGAGUAAGCAUGAUGGAGGUGGGGAGGGGGGAUGGAUUUGGGCAUUUUUGACACUCAGUUAUAGGCUGGUCCUGGUGGCAUCAAACACUUACAAAACAAAACAAAAAAUUUAACUUUUGUGGACUCGACAGACUACGAAGCAGGAGACUCCUCUUUUGAGGCUGCCAUUGAAAACCUCAGCUGAUGAACUUAGUCAUUUCUUGUUACUACUCUUGAUAUCAUAAAAUUGUUAAUGAAGGUAUUGUUAUUACGACGAUUAUAUCCUAAAGAAUCUAUAUGAAGACUGUUUUAAACGUUACUCUAUCUUGGCUAUAAGAUCAAUUAAGUGGACAGAAGGCAAACAUUAAUGCUCUUCUGUUUCCCAUCGUCCUCCUCUCUUCCCAGAUCAUUGGCCAUCUUGUAGCUUUGCACAACACCACCUUGUGGCCAUCGCACACACACACUGCGCACACUCACUCUCUCACUCAGUCUCUCACACACACACACACACACACACACACACACACACUGCAAACUCACACAUAUGUACGUCUUCCUUGUAUUUAUUUGUUUACUUUAUUCAGCCUUUGUUUUGUAUAAAAUCUGUUUAGAUUUGUUAUUAGGAAUAUUUUUGGUAUGUGACAUUGAAAGUCAGAUUUGAAUGGGGUAUUUAUAUAGUUCCUGGCAAAUAACUGUGUGUGUGUGUCCUUCAAAAUGUUCCUGUAUCAAAGAUUUUAAACACUGGUGAGAGUCUGUAAAGUUUAGUUUCUUAAUGGUUUUGAAUGAAAGCACAUCACAAUAUAAAUGAUGACCGAGCAUGAGGAUCUUAAUUUAAGUCUGACUGUCAGUGGCCACAAUAUUGAUGAAUUUUAUUGUCUUUGUAGGGAAGACUUCAACUCCUUUUUAGUCUCUUUUUGCUUCUCUUUGUCCCAUCAACUUUGUUUUUCAUGUUUGUGCUCUAACUGCAGAUACGUGAAUAUUUCCGUAAGGGGGUUUUGCUCCAUCUGUCUGUUUUUAAUGGUUCUUUAAGUGCUUUUAAUAACCUCACUUAGCAUUCAACUCAUACAUCUCAACUGAAUCUAGGGCUUUUAUUGAAGUAAUGCAGCAGGCUGAGUAUGCAGGAUAAUAUUGUGUUAUUGUUCAUGAGGACACACAUUAGGACACGUGUCUUGCUGUUUUUUACCUUUUGUCCAAAAGUAUUUAUUUAAAUUUAUUUUGACUCCCAUCACUCAACAAAAUCAGUUUUAGUUCUUUGUUACCAUUAUUGUUUCCCCCCCUUUGAACAUCAUCCAAAGUACCUACACUUUUUUAUUCAAAGAAACAAUAUUUAAUUAAAGCAUUUCAUACAUUAGUCAUUGUGUUUUCAUAAUUUGUUAAAUGCUGCUUGCUUUUUUUUUCCAUGGAAGACUGCAUAAGCCAAAGAUGAAUUCACUGUUUUCAAAUUCAUCUCAUGUAUUAAAAUGUCAGCAGCAUGGAGCUCAACAGUAACUGUGCUUACUGUAAAAAUAGAUGGAGUGGACUGGAGCCACAGCGCCGUGUGUAUUACAGGUUUAACAUUUUGAUAUGCACAUGCCCGGAAGCUUAACUAGAACUGCCCAUCACUACUACAAUACUGAGUGAUUGUUUUGCAGCUUUCAGGACAUGGCCCAUCCCCCUUUCUCAGCCUGGAAACUCCUGUCUUGAAAAGAUUAAUUUCUGACCUGUAGAGGGCAACAGUGGUUAAUUUCCAGUUUAAGAUACUGUAGUAUACUGUAUACACACAAUGGAAAGGCAUUCACACUAUAAGACCACAGUCAGCCCUGCCCUGUUUUGCAUUAAGGGGACACAUUGUGUGGAUUACACAUAUUCACAGACUCCUGUCUCAUUUGAAGUGAGUUCCCAAAACACAAAGAGGUUUGAAAUGAGGCCUCUUGGUUUUUGAGUUAUUCAUGUAGGAUUUCACUCCAGAACCAUAAAGUCAACCCUGACAUCCACCGCAGUUGUUUGCCUGUCUUCUACUCACAUUUGGUUUCUUCCAAAUGGUAAGCAAACAAAACCUAACCUCCCCUCCCUAAUUAGUUAUGUUAAACUAUUGCAGCGUCACUCCAUUGCUUUGGCUGCUGCAAUGCUUCUUUCUCACCCACUGUGACCCAAAAAUGCAGCCUGGGGCUUUGAAUUGGAAAAGCCUGAUGACCACCAUUCUUUCUCUAUCUUGGCAAUAGCUUUCUCUUGAUGGCGGGCCUUUGUUUGCCUGUUGUGGAUGACUCUUAACAAGGAAAAUGGCUCUGAGGUGUCAAUAGCCUGCUCCCUGGUUGCUGUCAAUACCCCCUCCAUUUGACUGGGGUGGAUAGCAUUGUUAGCACCUGAAGGCCUUUUGUGUGACUCAGUCGUUAGCUUGAUUUGAUUUCUGACUGCCAGGAAAAAGAUGUGUCUGAAGUUGUUUUUCUGAAACGGGCAAUGUGGUGUCAAUAUAGGUUUAUACGUUUUCCACAAAUUUCAGACUAAACAUUUUUGAUGAUCUUUAUGUCAUGGAUAUUGAUUAUUCAGUCGUAUGGGUAAAAUCCUUGUAUGUGUAAACAGGCCAGCUUGAAAGGCAAUAUAUUGCAACAACUAGAUUUAUAUCGCUUUCCCAUAUGCAUCCACUGCCAUAAUAUGUUUAAUACAUAUCAUUCCAUUAUUUUUUUCCCCCAUUUACCUAAUUUUCAGGCCCAAACAACGCUGUCAUCCUUCCUCACACAAAACUGUAGUUUGAACGCACAUCAAACACAGUGUGGCAUCUUGAACACGCUGAGGGAAGGAGGGCAGGAAUACUCGCAAAGUUGUUGUAUCAUCACAAACUGAAAGGCGACGUUUUUCCAGCCCGCUAAAACUUGGAUGUGUAAAAUACCAAGAGAGGUCAGUGACGUACUUGAAAAAAACAAAAGAGAGUUCAUCUCAUGCAUUUAAACAAGGCUUCUCUCCAAUACACACAGAUAUCACUGGGACACACCUAGGUCUGUUUCCUGGCUAGGGUGAUCCAUGAUCCAAAUGGCUGCACUGUGUGUGUGUGUGGGGGGGGGGUAGUUGUCGCUGUAAAGCCAUUGAUUUGAAGGUGAUAAUGGUCCCCAUGUAGGUUUGAUGGAUUUGGCCUUUUAAAGUCAAAACUGUCACUGCUUUCAGCAUUUGCUUAAGCAGUGGUCUGUUUGGGUAAAGCUUUAUUUUGUGAAAUCAACACUUGUAUUCAGCUGCACCCUUUAAUGUUCUGCCUUCAACCAGGGUAAACAAUGGUGGCGUCUGUCAAGUAUGUUAUCAUCUAUAAAUGCAAAAAAGGCAAUAGUUUCAAUGUUAAGUGAGAUCAUUUACAAUGGGAAUAUUCUCAAAAUUGCACCAUAUGUUCUGUGAUUCCAACAUACCUUUCAAUUUUUCACUUUUUCCCUAAAAAAUGGAUCUGACAUUUUAACUCGUUAUAUAAAGAUUAGCUACCCUUUUAAGAUUGUUUCAUGUAUUUGCCACUUUUUCUGCAUUCCAGGACUGAAGGAAAAACAGGUUAGAUUAUUAGAGGCGAGAACAGAAGCAGUUUAAUCCCAGGAAGAGAGUAUACCUCAGCUGAGAUACCAGUGAAUCCACUCCCAUACAGUAGUCCAAAGGCCUGCUUGCAAAAAACAAAAACAAAAAGCUCAUUAGCAUCUCUGCUUUGUUCCACUGAGUCAGGCAUAAAACUGGGAAAGGGGUGAGGGGCAGAACCUAUGCUCUUACCAGAAGAGAUAUGAUAUAGCAAAAAGUGGCUGUAAAAAAUACUAGAACAAAUAUUUUAUGAAGCAAGCACAUAUUUUAAAAACUAGGAUCUGUUCAGUAUAAUACUCUAUAGGUGUGUAUUUCAGGGUUUGUGGGGGUUUAGUAUAAAAGGGUUGUAUUGUUUGAGGCAAAGUUGUGAGUGAGUGAGUGGGUGUGUUGUUCAUAAAAUGAGAUUUACCUAGAUUCUUGUCAACAUUUAAAGUAUAUGUGCAAUACUGAGUUAAAGGGUUCUUUGAUAUUAAGAUGAAACUAAUAAUCUUGCAUUUUCCCCCCUGUGCUUCUUAAAGUCAUCUUCUGUAAAUAAGAACAGAACCAGACUGAAAAUCUUCAUCUUUUACAAUGCUGUAGAUCUAUUUAUACUAUUUCAAAGUUGUUCAAAUGUAUAAUGGAGAGACGUAACAUUCAAUAAAAUGCACACAAUACUUUCUCAAAAA